Pseudoliparis swirei is the source of this 1767-nucleotide messenger RNA. It is a transcript of the gene tpgs2, whose product is annotated as tubulin polyglutamylase complex subunit 2. The record is from RefSeq and is a predicted model, not a curated record. Gene Ontology annotation, biological process: protein polyglutamylation. Lineage: Eukaryota; Metazoa; Chordata; Actinopteri; Perciformes; Liparidae. Bases 415 to 1278 code for a protein of 287 amino acids. The transcript is spliced from 7 exons.
ACUUAUACCUAAUAUCGAUAUGCCACAUCGGAAGAUACCUCUUCUAAUAUCAGGAUAUUGUGAUGUUGAAUUUAAAAACGAAAAAGUAUUGUGUCUCUCAGAUAAGUUUUUUAAAAGAAAUGGUCCAUAGUUAGAAACGUAUUUCUUAAAAGCAGACACCAUCAUCCUCGACAUACAGUUUAAAUGUGUUAAUUAUUUACCAUUAAAAAAACGUGUUCACUCAUUCAUUUAAUUAAACUCACAAACGUGUCUGUAUUUACAGACGUAUGACUAUCACCUUCACCGGAAGCUCGCUCUUAUUCUGAAGUCUGACGCGCUCUUAUGGCUCGUGCAUAGUGGGCGUAGAGGAAGCCGUGCGGCUGGUGCAGGAGGCCGGCAGAGACCCGCAGAGACCCGCAGAGACCCGCCGCCCGGAUGGAGGAGGCCAGAGAGAGUUUCACCUUCAAAGGUGUCGCCGAGAGACUGACGCUGGGCGUCACGCGCAUCCUCGAGAACAUGCCCGGUGUGGGUGACGUGCGGCUCGUGGAGCGGGAGCCGGCGGAGAAGAGGAGUCUGCUGUCGUGGGAGCAGAGGAACACCUGCAUCCUGCCGGAGGACCUGCGAGACUUCUACCUGACCACUGAUGGACUCACGCUCACCUGGAGCGUGAAGCUAGACGAGGAGUGUGUCCCUCUGGGCAGCAUGGUGGUCCCCAGUGUCUCUCGGCUGCGUCCUCUCCUCCGGCCGGCGUCCCUCUUCUCUCUCCCCGGCGCUCCGGCGCUGGCGGACCUGGACUGGGAGGACACAGGAAGUGCCACCGGGGGCGCCGCGCCACAUUUUGAUGCCCGGAGCCGCAUCUUCGAGUUGGACUCGUGCGGCGGGAACGGGAAGGUGUGCCUGGUGUACCGGCGCUGCUCAGCAGGUGUGGUCGCCCAGCAGAGUGACAUCUGGUACCUGGACCGCGCUCUGUGUUGGCACCUGCUGACCUCCAGCUUCACCUCCUACUACCGGCUGAUGGUCACUCACCUGGGCCUCCCCGAGUGGCAGCAGGCCUUCACGCCCUACGGGCCCAGCCCCCGGGCCAAGCAGUGGGCCUCCCUGUACCAGCCUCUGACCUUCAGCGCUGAGCCCGGCUGCUCGGACCCGGACCCCCACCUCAACAAGCUGGACCCGGCCAGGGCCUUCAGGGGCGGAGCCAAGACCCCCGUCCCCAAGAAGAAGCAGGCGGCGCCGAACGGCUCGGGCAGCGCGGCGAGGAGCCACGGCGGCGCCGGCCGGCUCAGCGGGGGAAGACGCUGAGGACCGUGUCUGUGUCUCCUUGCCUCCUUGACUCCGUGUAUCUGUGUCUCCUUGACUCUGUAUCUGUGUCUCCUUGUGUCCUUGUCUCCUUGACUCAGUGUCUCUGUCUCCUUGACUCUGUGUAUCUGUGUCUCCUUGACUCUGUGUCUCCUUGUGUCCUUGUCUCCUUGCCUCCGUGUAUCUGUGUCUCCUUGUCUCUCUGUUGGAGCUGAGUCUUUACAGCCAGCUGCACCCAGAGCCUGGUCCCAGUGUCCACUAGUGCCACCUAGUGGUUGACAUGAGUAACAGGCCUCCGGUAUGUCACGUGGUCCUGCAGCACACGCAGCGCUUUGACCAAUGACGUCACCCUGUCGUCAGCUGUGUGAAUGUUUUAUGGAUCAACUUUAAUCUUGAUUGACUUUGAGUUCUUGUUGUAUUUGUUGUGUAUUAUUUGAAAUCUCUUGUGUGAAUGUUUCCCCUCGUGGGAUCAAUAAAGUUAAAUACACUGUU